AUGACGGAAGAGGCACGGAUGUCUGUGGAGUUGAAGGAGUCUGUACAACGAACGUAUGAUAAAGCAGUGAAGUCAAGACCUGAAAAUACUCAGCGUGCUUACGGGAAGCGUCAACAGGAGUUCAUGCAGUGGUGUACUGCGAAAGGAAGUGCUUUCAACGAAUUCACGCGGUUCACGGUGACUGGAGAAAAGUUGCAUCUCUUUUUGGAAGAGUGCGUCAUCGGAAGAGCAAAACGUCACCGUGGAUCACAAAAUCAAGACAGAAGAGAAGUCACAGUUGGGCGUUCGACAGUGAAUAGCUACGUCGCCGCGAUGGUUGACCUGUGGAAACAGCAAGCUAGGGCUAAAAUCAACAGCCAUCCUUCUCCAAGAGACGAUGCUGUUACCGCGUUGCUCAAGCUAACUCAGUCCGAAGAAGAUAAUUAUAAGAGGAAGAAUUACGAAGAUCGCGGUGCUGACACUCUUUUAGCUACACUGCAACAGAACAAAUUCAACAAUCACUACGCACUAAUGAGGGGAGAAUCAGUUAGAAUGCUGGAGCUGGCCGAUCUGCACUCUAUUCCGUUGGAGAACGAAGGCUACAAUCCCUGUCGAGCUUUGGUAAUGGUAAUGGGUCAAGGCAAAACCAACCAAGUUGGUCGUGUUGAAGUGGGUGCGUGUAUGCGUCACAAAAACGUGCGUUUAUGCGGUCAUGGUAUGCUGGCAAUUUACCUGUUUUGGCGCUGGCAUGUUGAUGGAGAAAAUUUUCCAGAUUUUACGUCCUCCUCUUGUUGGUAUGAUUUAAAGCCACUCAAGACAGGCAAGGAUCCUACUAAACCAAUGUCUUACAAAGUACACCACGACGCUAUUUCUUCGGCUUUAAAGUAUGCUGGCAUCCGUAGUAAAGCAAAAACCCACGUCGGUCGCGGUUCUGGAUCUCGGAUGGCCGAUCUGGGUGGAGCAAGUGAGUCGCAGAUUCGACGCUUGGGUCGUUGGAAUAAUCAAUCGAUGGAGAAGUACUACCUAACAUCGCUCCCUCGUGAAGCGAUGCGCACACUAGCCGGAUUUGACUCUAGCCGUGGAAGUUAUUUUGUUGCGCGAGCCUCCGCAGAACCCCCACAGUGUUUACUAAGGCAGAUCUUUCCGCAACUUGAGAUGUGGCAACAAGCUCUCGCUGAUGGAAACGCGGAGCAGUCUAUUGCUGCUGGUGGCAUUUUAGAUCUCCUUCAGUAUUUACGUACAGUGAUCCUGCAGUGUUCACCAUGACUUAAAGUCAUAUCUCGAGCAAAUCAAGGCUACUUUACGUGUUGUCGAGGGUACAGUUUGUGGAAUCAAGCAGAUCAUUGAACCAUUACAAAGCGGUUCCGCCUUACUGCAAGUCAAACUGGUACUGGGUUCACCGAUUGUAGCGACUAAUAGAUGUACGGAGACACUUUUGCAGCCUGUACCACGCACAGACACAGACACAGAUACAACCACAUCAGUCACUCCAGUUGCCCCUCAAUACAAGAUGCGCAGAGGCUUUGAAAGUGUAUCCGAGCUAUGGUCUUAGUGGACUGUUGGAGUGGAUGGAUGCACGCCUGUACGAGAGCUUGAGCAAAAAUACGGUACUAAAUGGUGUGAUGCGGAUGAACGGCGAUUCUUCAAUCGCAGACGAAAAAUUCUUGGUCUUGUUCAAACAAUGGUAGAAGAACUUCUUAAAAAUCACAACCGCGCGGAAAGCGUAGCAAGUGAAAUGGCUGUCCAAGCUAUAGAUGACUAUCGAAGAGGCAAGAGCAAGUCUCGUUGUUCUUCCCCUUAUUCAUCCAACCAACAAUCGCACUCUCAAUGAUUUCCAUA
Molecule: messenger RNA, 1818 nt
Organism: Phytophthora nicotianae INRA-310
Lineage: Eukaryota; Oomycota; Peronosporomycetes; Peronosporales; Peronosporaceae
Exons: 2
Coding region: 1-1245 (414 amino acids)
Molecular function (GO): DNA binding
Source: RefSeq, a predicted model, not a curated record